This is a messenger RNA of Phytophthora infestans T30-4, 710 nucleotides long. RefSeq lists its product as uncharacterized. Lineage: Eukaryota; Oomycota; Peronosporomycetes; Peronosporales; Peronosporaceae. The transcript has a single exon. The record is from RefSeq and is a predicted model, not a curated record. Bases 46 to 672 code for a protein of 208 amino acids.
CACCUCCUCUGUCGUACCUCCUCAAGUCUAGUAUAUCUUUUAAUCAUGGCUUCUCUAGUCAAAGGUCUAGCUGGCGACCUCACGGGCUCUGCAGACGUGUGCAAGAUCGUCGCUGACUUCUCCAAGUGUUUAGCGUCCGAGUAUCUUCUACCAAACGAGACGAUCGCCUUCUCGAUGGUCUCUGUAAAGGAAGAAUUCACGUUCACGAACAUGGCGUUGAUCCUACUUGAAGGGGAGAACGCUACCACUACCCGCAAGCUCAUAGAACGCUAUGACUACAAGGACAGCACCAUCCAGCACGUAAAGUUUGAGAGUGCCGGUCACGUGGAUCGCGACUGCGAGAUCAAGUUCCACAUCGGCGCCAAGAGCAUCUCCAUCGACAUUGCAAAGGGCGAACAGACCUCAGCUCAGGGCAUCUACAAGGUGCUGGAGCUGCUGAGUCGAGCUCAAGUCGCAAACGAGCGUCUGUGGGAGAUUAGCACGUUGGGUAUCAAGCACGCGAGUGAAGCUUUGUAUCUCACUGAGAACAGCGGCCAAACGCUCCAGAAACAGUCGGACGAAGCGACUGCGUGGCUAUACGGAGCCUACAAACGUACCCACCCGCAUUGUUACCGUGAAGUCAUUCGAUCGGCCUUCUCCGACCUCCGUCUUGUGGACAAGAUGGCACAAUAAGCUAGUUAACUUGGCAAAUUAAAAAAGGUUAAUUCUGA